GCUGCCAAGAUGGAGCUGGUGCAGGUCCUGCGGCGGGGGCUGCAGCAGGUCACCGGCCACGGCGGCCUCCGCGGCUACCUGCGAGUUUUCUUCAGGGCCAAUGAUGUGAGGGUUGGGAAAUUAGUGGGUGAAGACAAAUAUGGAAAUAAGUAAUACGAAGACAACAAGCAGUUUUUUGGUCGUCACCGAUGGGUCAUAUACACUACGGAAAUGAACGGCAAGAACACCUUCUGGGACGUGGACGGAAGUAUGGUGCCCCCUGAAUGGCACCGUUGGCUUCACUGUAUGACUGAUGAUCCUCCAACAGAAAAACCACCAAUUUCUCGCAAAUUUAUUUGGACGAACCAUAAAUUCAACGUGAGUGGCACUCCAGAACAAUAUGUACCUUAUUCCACCACCAGAAAGAAGAUUCACGAAUGGGUCCCACCAUCUACACCUUAUAAGUAAAGAUAAUGACAGAUAAUUGAACAUGUGAAAUAAGGAGCUUUUCAUCAUGUACUUGUACUUCUGUUGUUGAUUAACUUGAUUAAAGUUGUUUCAUUGUAAAAAAAAAAAA
This is a messenger RNA of Suncus etruscus (white-toothed pygmy shrew), 556 nucleotides long. Its product is annotated as NADH dehydrogenase [ubiquinone] 1 alpha subcomplex subunit 12-like. Gene Ontology annotation, cellular component: membrane. NCBI's taxonomy places the organism in Eukaryota, Metazoa, Chordata, Mammalia, Eulipotyphla, Soricidae. The record is from RefSeq and is a predicted model, not a curated record. The transcript has a single exon. Gene Ontology annotation, biological process: response to oxidative stress; mitochondrial respiratory chain complex I assembly.